Messenger RNA from Oncorhynchus nerka (sockeye salmon), 2084 nucleotides. RefSeq names its product CaM kinase-like vesicle-associated b (gene camkvb). The record is from RefSeq and is a predicted model, not a curated record. Gene Ontology annotation, biological process: peptidyl-serine phosphorylation. Gene Ontology annotation, molecular function: calcium/calmodulin-dependent protein kinase activity; ATP binding; calmodulin binding. Gene Ontology annotation, cellular component: intracellular anatomical structure. NCBI's taxonomy places the organism in Eukaryota, Metazoa, Chordata, Actinopteri, Salmoniformes, Salmonidae. The coding region runs from base 174 to 1514 and encodes 446 amino acids. The transcript is spliced from 11 exons.
GACGCGCGAGGCACAACCGAUGGUACACAGGAGCGCUGGAAUUUCCCUAGAAAAAAGUACUAAGUAGAAUAUUUGCAGUCAUAUUUGCAGUUACACCCUAAUGUGAACAGUCGAGUGGAAAAAGUCACGGGAUUCUACGUUUGAGAAAUUUGCUGAUAAGGGCAAGACUGGCCAUGCCAUUUGGCUGUUUAACGCUCGGGGAAAAGAAGGAUUACAACAAUCCCUUAGAGGUGACUGAUAAAUAUGACCUGGGACAGAUUGUUAAAUCGGAGGAGUUCUGUGAGAUCUUCAGGGCCAAGGACAAAAACACACUGAAAAUGUUUACUUGUAAAAAGUUCUUGAAAAAGGAUGGGAGGAAAGUUCGGAAGGCUGCAAAAAAUGAGAUCCUCAUUUUAAAGAUGGUGAAGCACCCCAAUAUUCUCCAGCUGGUGGAGGUCUAUGAAACCAGAAAAGAGUAUUUCCUCUUCCUUGAACUUGCUACAGGCAGAGAGGUAUUUGAUUGGAUCCUGGACCAGGGCUACUAUUCCGAGCGCGACACCAGUAAUGUGGUCCGUCAGGUGUUGGAGGCCGUCGCCUACCUUCACUCCCUGAAUAUUGUCCACAGGAACCUCAAGCUGGAGAACUUGGUGUACUUUAACCGCCUGAAGCACUCCAAAAUAGUAAUCAGUGACUUCCACCUGGCCAAGCUGGAGACCGGGCUCAUCAAAGACCCUUGUGGAACCCCAGAGUACCUGGCACCAGAGGUGGUUGGGAGACAGAGAUACGGCAUGCCAGUGGACUGCUGGGCCCUGGGUGUCAUCAUGUACAUCCUGCUUUCAGGCAACCCUCCUUUCUAUGAUGAAACUGAUGAUGACGACUAUGAAAACCACGACAAGAACCUGUUCAGGAAGAUCUUGGCUGGGGACUAUGAGUUUGACUCUCCAUACUGGGACGACAUCUCAGAGUCAGCAAAAGGCCUGGUAACCCGUAUGAUGGAGGUAGACCAGGAUCAGAGACUGACUGCUCAGGAGGCCAUCAACCAUGAGUGGAUUUCUGGAAAUGCAGCCUCAAAUAAGAAUAUUAAGGAUAAUGUCUGUGCACAGAUAGAGAAGAACUUUGCCAAAGCUAAGUGGAAGAAAGCAGUGCGGGUCACUACCAUGAUGAAGCGACUGAGAGCGCCAGAUAAAGGUGUUGACUCGGGGACUCCCGGCCCAGCAGUAGCAACCAGCCCUGCAGCAGGAGAACCAGCCCCAGCUCCAGCAGACCCCCAGGCUCCCAGUGACCCCACUGCUGCAGCUCCUGAGGGGGAGCCUGCUGCUGUCACAGAGCCCCCUGCUGAAAUGGAGGCCGUGUCAUGUGAUGUCACUCCCCAGGCUGCGGCAGAAGUCACAGCUCCACCUGAGGAGGAGGCCAGCUCAGCGGAGGCCCCAGUGGAGGCCCCCGCCCCGGAGGAGGUUGAUAUUUUGUUGCGGUGUAACGGAGAGGCCCCAACUCCCCUCCAACCGGCUGCUGAAGAUGGGGAUGAGCAGGGUUAGACAGCCACCGCCCUCCUAUGCCACCUUCACUCCCAGAGAUCCUCCUUCCUGCACACUGUACAUUAGCUGCUAGCAUGGUGACACUGACUCUGCUUAUCUCUCACUUGCAGCGUUAGUAACAUCUCACAGAGCCUGUAUGCUAUCUUUCCUGAGUGUUGAAUUUACCUGGCUACAUUUUUAUAUGUAUUCUGUCUUUUUAAAACAGCCCUCUGGCCUUACAGGGGCUUUUUAUGUCUAAUGCAGCCCAGAUUAUGCCAUAUUAUGUUGUUUUUGGGGGGGAAAGGAGGUUUACGUUAUAGCUAACAGCUACAUAUUUUCCUCUGAACUUUUGCCUUUUGUAAUGAAAGUGUAAUGUAAUUAUGCCAAACCUGCUUUGAUUUCCUCUUAAUGAAACAUGUUUGGGAACUUUUCCCCCAGUCCUACUCUCAUAUUAUUCCACUCCAUUAUCAUGGCAGUCAAUAAGGUAAUGAACAGCUUGGCUUUGCUCUCGUAGUGUUGAUUUGACAUAAUGAUCUGUAAAACUCCUCCUUCACACCCCCCUCUAAACAAUAAUAGAUUUUUUUUUUUUUU